Molecule: messenger RNA, 3212 nt
Organism: Sinocyclocheilus grahami
Lineage: Eukaryota; Metazoa; Chordata; Actinopteri; Cypriniformes; Cyprinidae
Product: ATPase family AAA domain-containing protein 2-like
Exons: 20
Coding region: 1-3018 (1005 amino acids)
Biological process (GO): nucleosome disassembly; transcription initiation-coupled chromatin remodeling; nucleosome assembly
Cellular component (GO): nucleus
Molecular function (GO): ATP binding; chromatin binding; histone binding
Source: RefSeq, a predicted model, not a curated record
AUGGUGAUGUUACGCAGUAACGGUGAUAUGGACUCCAGCUCGGAGUUUCUCUCUCUAAAACCGCCUCAGAGAAAGUCCGCGCGGCUGAAAAAGGCCCAUGAUGACAGUUUAACAAGCGCAGAGGACAGUCCGGCUAAUGAGGACAACAACAUGAGGAGCAGAGCUCAAAGAGGAAGACAUAUGGUCACCUUUGCUGAUAUGAAUGGACAAACAAGCAAAUCUCCUCCAAAAGAUGAGAAAAGUGAGAGGCAUUUAAGACGGAAGGAGGAUUUGUUGGGAAUCCACAAGGACAGGAUUAAAAUUGGAGCAAGUCUUGCAGAUGUUGAUCCAAUGCAAAUUGACCAAACAGUGCGCUUUGACAGCAUUGGAGGUUUGGGCAAACACAUCUCUGCAUUGAAGGAGAUGGUUGUGUUUCCUUUACUCUACCCUGAGGUCUUCGAGAAGUUUAAGAUUCAGCCUCCAAGAGGCUGUCUGUUCUACGGCCCUCCUGGCACAGGAAAGACUUUAGUAGCUCGGGCCCUAGCAAACGAGUGCAGUCAAGGUGAGAGGAAGGUGGCGUUCUUCAUGAGAAAAGGAGCAGACUGCCUCAGCAAAUGGGUGGGCGAGUCUGAGAGACAGCUCCGCCUCCUGUUUGACCAGGCAUACCAGAUGCGUCCAUCAAUUAUUUUCUUUGAUGAAAUUGAUGGUAUUGCACCUGUUCGGUCCAGCCGGCAAGACCAGAUACACAGCUCCAUCGUGUCCACUCUGUUGGCUCUCAUGGAUGGGCUAGACAGCCGGGGUGAGGUGGUUGUUAUUGGAGCCACUAACCGUCUGGACUCCAUCGAUCCUGCACUCAGACGGCCUGGACGAUUUGACAGAGAGUUUCUCUUCAACCUACCAGACAGAGAGGCUCGCAAAGAUAUUUUGAAGAUUCAUACUAGGCAGUGGGACCCGCAGCUGUCUGAUGUGUUUCUUGAAGAGUUGGCUGACAAGUGUGUUGGUUAUUGCGGCGCAGACAUCAAAGCUGUGUGCUCAGAAGCAGCUCUCUGUGCCUUGCGUAGACGCUACCCCCAGAUCUAUGCGUCCUCCCAGAAACUCUUGCUGGAUGUGGAGUCCAUCAGCGUGAGUGGCCGGGACUUCCUCUCUGCCACGAGGAAGAUAGUUCCAGCUUCACAGAGGGCAGUGGCCUCUCCUGCUAAAGCACUCACGCCUGUUAUUGAACCCCUGCUGAGCUCUGCCCUCAAUAACGCCAUGGAGAUGCUGCAGAGACUCUUUCCUCAUGUAGAGCAGGUACUCAAGAAGAAAAGAGAUGCUGAGGGUUUGUCUGGCAUCUUAGAUGAUCUACUACAGAGUGAAGAUGAGGGGUCCUCUGUGUGCAUUACUAAUAAAGGCCAGAAGAACACUGGACCGUCUGCAUCUGCGCUUCAUCUGAACAGGAGUGCCCUGCAGCAGCCCACCUCAUUCAGACCCAGACUGCUGCUCUGUGGGACAUCAGGCUCUGGUCAGACCUCACACUUGGCUCCUGCUAUUCUCCACGCCCUGGAGAAGUUCAACGUUUAUACACUUGAUGUUGCUGUGCUGUAUGGGGUCAGUUCAGCCACCCCAGAAGAGGCCUGUGCACAGGUUUUCUGUGAGGUGAGGAGAACCGCCCCCAGCAUUCUGUAUAUUCCACACAUUCAGUGCUGGUGGGACACUGUGAGCUCCACUUUAAAGGCUACAUUCAUCAGUCUCCUACAGGACAUUCCUUCAUUCUGCCCCUGCCUCCUCCUCGCCACAUGCAGCUUUCCUCACCACACGCUCUAUGCUGAGGUGCAGGACCUUUUCCAUGUUGAGUAUGGGGAAGUGUUCGAUGUUCCGCUUCCAUCUCGGGAGGAGAGGCACAGAUUCUUUGAGGAUCUAAUUUUAAAUCAAGCUGCUAAAGCACCGGCGUCUAAGAGAGAUGCAGUCCUCCAGGCACUGGAGGUGUUACCGGUGUCCCCUCCACCACCUCCCCGCCAGCUCUCUGAGCAGGAGAUGCAGAAGCUAGAGGAAGAGGAAGAGGGCACGCUCAGGGAACUCCGCCUCUUCCUGCGGGAUGUCACCAACCGACUGGCUCAGGACAAACGCUUCAAGGCCUUUACAAAGCCUGUAGACACAGAGGAGGUUCCCGAUUACACUACAGUCAUCAAACAGCCUAUGGACCUGUCCACAGUUCUCUCCCAAAUUGAUUUGCACAAGUAUGAAACUGUGGUCGCUUACCUGAAGGAUGUGGAUCUGAUCUGGCAGAACGCCCUAGAGUACAACCCAGACAGAGACCCCUCAGGUAGAUCUUCACAGAUGAAAAAGAAGAGGAAAAACCGAUGGAAAAAUGGAUUCAUCCGCAGAAAGAAGUCUUGCUCAAAUUUGAACUCUAAAGACAACCAUAACACAGCAGAAUCAGGAGACGAAGAUGAGGAAGAAGAGGAAGAUGGAAAACUUUCUGAGAGUGAAGAUGCCGAGAAGAUGAAAGAUGUUGAAUGUGAGUCAAUGGAGACUGAUGGCUGCGCUCGUACAGAGGAACCCACAGAAUCCACUGCUGUAGCACAGAAUUACAACAUCCCUAACGAAGGACAAGAACCUGAUAAUACUGCCUCUGCAGAGGACGAGGUCGUAAAUGUUGAGACCAUCCAGAAUAAUGCCACUGAUGGCCACAAUGAUGUCCAAGAAUCAGAGAGCAGUGAACCUAAGAGGACAGAGCCAAGUGCAGAGAACAACACAGGAACAGAGUUCAGGCUGAAGCGGAUGACAAGAGGUUUUAAGACGCAGGCCGAACAGCAGAGUCUCAUCAGUGUGGAUGCUGCCAUGAAGAUCCUGGAGCAGAAGAAUAUGCCUCUUAUCGUGGACCACAACAAACUGAAAGAACUUCUACAGAGAGUUAUGGACAUGACGGAGGGAUAUGAGGUCAGUCAGCUGGAGAAACUUUAUGCUCUGCUGUGUCAGAGCAUUUAUAGACACAGGAAAGAUUACGACAAAACUGCGCUUAUACAGGAAAUGUCAAAAGAAGUUGAAGAGUUUUCCUAGUUUUCUUUUUAUAAACAAACUACAAUAUAUUUCUUAUAAGAACUGCUCUAUGAAUUAUAUUUCAUGUUGUGCAUAUCUGUUGGCACUUUUUCAAGCUUUGAACUGCAGUUGUUUUUAUUUAAUGUGACAAAUCCAGUUGUAUGUGCCAUAAUAUAUCGGCCUCCUAGCUAUAAGGACAUUAUUGGGGAGUUCAC